Molecule: messenger RNA, 2755 nt
Organism: Ceratitis capitata (Mediterranean fruit fly)
Lineage: Eukaryota; Metazoa; Arthropoda; Insecta; Diptera; Tephritidae
Gene: hec
Product: calcitonin gene-related peptide type 1 receptor
Exons: 13
Coding region: 817-2478 (553 amino acids)
Biological process (GO): adenylate cyclase-modulating G protein-coupled receptor signaling pathway; cell surface receptor signaling pathway
Cellular component (GO): plasma membrane
Molecular function (GO): G protein-coupled peptide receptor activity
Source: RefSeq, a predicted model, not a curated record
UGGAAGGACGCGUAGCGCGGAUUGAGUUUUAACAGAAUAAUAAACAAAGAAAGUGUGAGAAUGUAAAAGAAGUGGCAAAUAAGCUCAUUUUGGCGGGAAAAGCUCAAUGCUAAGUGCAGUGUUAAAGUGCGGUAAAACAACACAAAAAAGGCUCACGAGCGGAAAAUCUGUUACCAAUCAUUUGUGUAUAAAUAAAAGCAAACAAUAAUAGAAAGAUCUGCAAACAUUUCUCUUUACAUCCCUUCAGCAAGUGCAUACACUCAUCUUCCUCAGCAUUAGAUAGCAGCCACGGCAGCCUCUUCAACUGGCACAUCCAUCCGCCCAUCAUUGGAGUAUCUCCUUUAUCGGCCACUUUGCGGCGGAGUGAGUGUAAACAAAGCCGAUGUUGCAAUCAUAAAUUCAGAAGAAAACAUUUAUACCGAAGGGAUAAAGAAGUAGAAUGAAAUCGUUAACCAUAACAGCGCAGAUUCACACCGCUGAAUAGAAAAUAAUUCAGCAGAGACAUCCACCUAAUAAUCUAAGUGAGAAAACUCUGAAAUGAAAGUGGAGUGGGAAACGCCUAUACCAGCCAACUAAAAGUACCAUUAACUGUUAAGAAAAACAACACCUGAAGAGUAUUAUCCGCACUUAGAUAUAAAUACGUUGAGCUCACACCUCAAUCAGCGCACGGUUGGUACUAUUAAAGUGAUCUCCAAUUUAUCACCACAAAGCUCGAGGAUAAGUUUAACCAUCAAAUGCCAAUUAUGUGGCAUUAGACGGGGUCAAUUGCGACGCACAUAAACAUUAGAUUACAACAACAACUGCAAAGGCAACAAAAUGGCCUUCCUCUUUGAACCCUUUCAAUCUGAUACUCAAUAUCUACGUGAAUUCCUAUCGCAUCUCUAUCUCAAUUGCAUCAUAAGAUAUCAGAAUGAGACGGCAGCGGCGCUGAAUGAGACGGACGAUGAUGCCAACUACAUUGGUGCACCGCGCUACCUCGAAGAGGCCGUACUCAAUGAGGGCAGCAUCGACUUGUCGAAUGUGGACGAAGCGAAGGCGGAACAAAAUGAGCUCUUCGCCUACAUUUCCAAGCACAGUUUAAAGCCAACAGCAACAAGUGGUGUUACAAAAACCGAUCACAACAACAAUACAUUAUUGAGCUACUUGAAUGCGCGCAGCAUAAAUGACACGCAUAUCAGCAGCUACAACUACAGCAACAACAUAAUUAUAACUUCAACACCUGCAUUAGAUACCCUCAGCUUAAAUGGCAAUGGCACACUGCCCUCCUACCCCUCACCCUCUCCAAAGUUUUCAUCUUCAUCCUCUUACACUUCUGCUUCUCCCACCGCUAGCUCCUCCACCUUACCCAGCUCCACUAGCUCUCAGCUACGCUUUUGUCCCUUGCGUUUCGACGGCUACCUCUGUUGGCCGCGCACACCCGCCGGCACUGUGUUGAGUCAAUAUUGUCCGGACUUUGUGGAGGGGUUCAAUCGUAAAUUCCUGGCGCAUAAAACUUGCUUGGAGAACGGCACCUGGUAUCAUCAUCCAGUAAGCGGUCGCGAAUGGUCCAAUUACACCAAUUGCAUUGACUAUGAUGACCUGCAGUUCCGCAGUUUCGUCAAUGAGCUGUACGUGAAAGGAUAUAUCGUUUCACUGGUCUCUUUAGUGCUCUCGCUCAUCAUAUUCCUUGGCUUUAAAUCGCUCCGCUGUACAAGGAUACGCAUACACGUGCAUUUAUUUGCCUCGCUGGCGUUCACUUGCAUCGCCUGGAUACUCUGGUAUAAAUUGGUGGUCGAGCAACCGGAUAUAAUUGGCAAUAACCCGCCCUGGUGCAUAAUACUCCACUUGAUUGUACAUUAUUUCAUGUUGGUGAACUAUUUUUGGAUGUUUUGCGAGGGAUUGCAUUUGCAUUUGGUGUUGGUGGUGGUUUUCGUCAAAGACACCAUAGUAAUGCGUUGGUUCAAACUCUUUGCCUGGAUGUCGCCAAUACUCGUGCUGUUGGCUUAUGGUGCUGCCAGAUUUUUCCAUUCCGAUGAUAAUAUGCACUGCUGGAUGGAUGACAGUCUAUUGCUUUGGAUCCUAUCAGUGCCCAUUUGUGCAUCGCUGUUGGCUAGUUUUGUUUUUCUCAUCAACGUUUUGCGUGUCAUUGUCCGUAAAUUGCAUCCACAGUCAGCGCAACCGGCACCGUUGGCCAUCAGGAAGGCAGUAAGAGCGACUAUAAUACUGAUCCCUCUAUUUGGCUUACAGCACUCCCUGCUCCCCUACCGACCAGACACUGGCACACCACUUGAGCGUUUCUAUCAAAUCCUCUCAGUAAUCUUGGUGAGCCUACAAGGAUUUGUCGUUUCAUUUCUCUUUUGCUUCGCAAAUCAUGACGUCACCUUCGCUAUUCGCACACUCUUGAAUCGUUUAAUGCCAGGACUGGUUUCACCACCGCCACCGGGUACACACACAGGACAAUUGGCGACAACAACACCGAGUCGAGAGUUGGGUGUAUAAGGGAGAGAGACAAUAGAAAUUGUGAAAAAGAGAGAGGCAGGGAAUUUCAAAAAAAAUCCUAUAAUACAAAAGAAAAGUGGAGUUGCUUGAAAGGAAGAAAAAAAAGUUUCUAAAAAAAAGAGCUUUUAGAGAAAACUCUACUCUUGAAAAGAACAAAACUAUACAGAAGAUGAUUCAUAUUCAGAAAAAAAAAAAACAAAACGAAAACUAUUUAUAUAAAACUAAGUACAUAAAAUACUCCUAUUUACAUUAGAGAAAUUCCUGCAGGAUAUAUGGU